Molecule: messenger RNA, 5598 nt
Organism: Culicoides brevitarsis
Lineage: Eukaryota; Metazoa; Arthropoda; Insecta; Diptera; Ceratopogonidae
Exons: 16
Coding region: 1-5598 (1865 amino acids)
Biological process (GO): ionotropic glutamate receptor signaling pathway; monoatomic ion transport
Cellular component (GO): plasma membrane
Molecular function (GO): NMDA glutamate receptor activity
Source: RefSeq, a predicted model, not a curated record
AUGAUACCAUCCUUUCUCGCAUACUCGCCACGAAUCACGAGCAGAAGAAGACGAACAAGUUCAUCCCUAAUUGUAAUCAAAUUUUUAUUAAUCUAUGUAAUAAAAAGUGUCACAUUGUUAGAUGAGGCUACACACCACACUAGCGUCGCAACACAACAACAAAAUCUAACGGCGAAAAAUGAAGCGCUUCCCGUUCCGCAAGCGUUGCAGGCGGCGGCACUUUCGGGAUCUGGAGCAGAUGAUGGGUUACCCAUCUUUCCCGAAAGACCGGAUGCGGUAUAUUUCAUUGUCGCAGUUCGUGGCGGCGGAAAAAUGUGGGGAAGAACUCUUGCAAGAACACUGCUCGAUUUGGGAGCACCUUUUGACAAUCCCCAAGGACCUCCGUUGCGCCCGAUUUACCUGGAUAUGCCGCAAACGGGACGCUUUUCGUCGAAAACAUUGACGCGCUUGUGUGACCAAAUCGAAAACAAGCCGAUGGCGGGCGUUCUGGUAUUUGGCGAAGGACAAGCGGCGCGUUCGUUGUCACUUGCCGGAACUGGCAUGAAGCUUCCGGUGUUGUGGGCGAAAGGAGGCAUCGCAAAAAUACAUGGCAUCGGAAGAGAGAUCCAAACAAACUUACAAGCAAUGUUACAGCCAUCAUCCAAGGAGAUACUUGAAGCAAUCAGGGCGCUUUUGUUGCAGACACACUGGCACUCAUUUUUUGUGCUAUCCGACAUGGAAGCGACGAUGGUUUUGAGCAGCAAUAUCGCUGCGCCGCUCAAACAAAAGCCUUUGGUGCCCAAAAUCCUCCCGAUUUCCUUCAAAAAGGAAGAAAUUUUCCGCCAACUUGCACGAAUUUCACGUUCGACGCGAGGAAUUGUAAUUUUAUUGUGCGACUUGAAGCUCGCCCGCGUGAUAAUGUCGGAGGCACAACGCCUCAAUAUGGUUGGCGGACACUUUAUAUGGGUUUGGGCGGAUACAAGUACCAACAAUGAGUUCUUCGAUCAAGUACAGGACCCGGAUGAGAUCGAAAUGGAGCUCGGAAUUGACGAUAAUUUGGGUCUUAUACCGCCAAUUGACCAUGAAAGACCUCGCGAACGUAAUUUCGAGCAAACAUUGAAUCGGGAACAGAUCCGGUUUAUUGACGAUGACGUCAUGAAUCCGCCUCCAAUGCCGCCGAUCAAGCAAAAAACGAACCCGUUCGAGACGAGAAGCGAAUACGAGACAAUUAAGGGAUUGGAAGAGGAUCAUUUCAACAUUAACGAGGAUUUAUUGGAGCGUCGCGAGGAUUUUGACGCAGAUUUUGAGAGUUAUAGCAGAUUUGGGCAUAAUUUGUCGCAUGAAUUGCCUCUCGGGCCGGAUGGGAGUUACAAUCCGUUCGAUCAUCAGAUCGGCGUGGGGUAUGGGAAGCGAAUGACGGUGCCCGAAUCCACGUUAGAUGUCGAGGAAAACGAAUAUGGGGAGUUAAAUGUGGAAAAAUUGAACUUGCGAACACGGAGGAAUCCAUUUUUGCCGUUUAUGACAACGUACAAUGGGAAAACGAACAAGUAUAGUAUCAAUAAUAACAACGACGAUGUCGAUUCCGGAGAGAAUUUGAUGGAAAAUAGCAAUGAUGUCAACAAAAUUAAGCGUUUAAACCUUUUUGCGAACCAAUAUGAGUCUUCUUUGGGGUCACAACACGUACUUUUCCAUAAUUAUCAGGAUUUUCCCAUCGGAUUGUUGACUUUGAGACCCAUUAAGAUGCUCCAAGAUCGUCAUUUCAUCCGGGCAGCAGUUCGAUUAUUCGCAACCACGUGGGCUAAAUUGGAACGGAACAAUUACGGAGGCGGCGGCGGCCUCAAAGAUGACAUCGACAAGCCGUAUCGCUUCAAAAACAGUCGAAACAAGAGAGAGGAACAAACAAAUAAUCAAGCAAACACUCCUGUAAAUAGUCAAAUUUCGGAACCCGAACAAAUAAUAACACAAAAACAACAAACAAGUGGCUUAAGCGACGUGAAAAGCAAUAAAUUUAUAUCUACAUCGUCGUCGUCGUCGUCCUCGUCGUCAUCUACUAAUAAUGUAAAUACAAACACCGCAGCAGAUAACGAUGCAAUCAAUAUAGCAAUGAAAAGUAAACGAUUCGAUACGUCGUGGUGGUCAUCGAUUGGCGCGGGAUCGAAUAACAGGGAGAAGGAGAAGCCUCCGAAGGAAAAGCAGAAGGGACAAGGGAAGCAAACGGGCGAGGAAAGAAUUAAAAAUCGAGGCACACCGCAGUAUAAGGGAGGGUGCUUUGGAGUUCCCACGCGAGGUGACAUCAAACGAGCGGAGCUAUUUGCACGACAUCUUCGUGCCGAUGCCCAACAAGCGUUAGUUGGCGACUUGAAAUCCAUGCCGGAGAAGACGCUUGUGACGCAUUUUGAGGUUUUGAAUCUCGUUCCGAUGAGUUUUAAGCCGCACGAACGCUUCAACCUGAAUGUCAUGCAUCGGUAUUCGGCGAAAAAUGUCGCCCGCAAAUGGCGUCGUGUCGGUUUGAUUUCCGGGCGUGACGUUCGUUUGGAUACAAUUGUGUGGCCCGGCGGCGAUAUUGUCGUGUCGGGUGUCGCAACGCAGGCACGGAGCAUUUUUCGCAUUGUCACGGCUCUCGCGCCGCCUUUCGUGAUGGAAUCGAGCAUGGGCGAGAACGGGGUUUGUUUGCGCGGCUUGGCAUGUCAUCGCAUCACGACAUCGGGCAAGCAGAAUUUGACGCUGAUGUUCAACACGAUUGAGACACGCGAUCGAUUGGAAGAGGAUGCACUCCAGCGCAAUCAAUUUGCCGAAGACGAGGAUGGGGAAGAGGAGAAACUUUCGUACAAGACAAAAUGUUGUUACGGACUAUCAAUGGAUCUGCUGGCAAAAGUGGCAUCCGACUUGGGAUUUGAAUUUCACUUGUACAUUGUACGUGACGAGUUAUUUGGCGGCACACGCGACAAAUAUGGCGACUCGAUGAAAUUCGGCUCGAGCUAUUGGAAGGAUUUUCGCUUUUACGACAGACUCGAUAUCGAACGGCAAUAUCACAUGUUCAAGGAGAACGAGCAUAUUUACGACAAACAUUUUUAUUUCGAAUACGAGAAACAGCGUUUCCUCAAGAUGGAACAAAACAAGGCAUUCGAACGGCUGACAACGAGUCAAUGGAACGGAAUUAUUGGUGAUCUAGCGACAGGUGCUGCUGACAUGAGUUUCGCACCGUUGAGCGUUUCCAAAGCGCGUGCCGAAGUAAUUGAUUUUAGUGCGCCAUAUUUCCACAGCGGAGUGUCGUUACUCGCAGCACCGCAAUCGAAAAGUGACAUUCCCCUCUUGGCGUUUCUCCUUCCUUUUUCGCCGGAAUUGUGGAUUGCGAUUUUCACGUCGCUCCAUAUCACGGCAGUAGCUGUUGCGGUCUACGAAUGGUUAAGUCCUUUCGGUCUGAAUCCGUGGGGACGUCAGAGAAGCAAGAAUUUCAGUUUGUCAUCAGCUUUAUGGGUUAUGUGGGGCUUAUUAUGCGGGCAUGUCUCGUUCAAAGCUCCCAAAUCGUGGCCCAAUAAAUUCCUGAUAAACAUCUGGGGAGGCUUUUCGGUCAUUUUCAUCGCUUCUUACACAGCCAACAUUGCCGCCUUGAUCGCCGGACUCUUUUUCUACAACACGCCAGAGCAUUAUGACGCGUCGCUGCUCGCACAACGCGUUGGCGCACCAAUAUCCUCCGUAGCGGAAUACUACGUGCAACGAAACGACCGUCAUUUGUGGGAACACAUGAAAAAAUAUCCAUUACAGAACGUGGAAGAGGGAAUUUUAAGAUUAAAGAAUGGGACGUUGGAUCUCUUGAUGGCAGACGCUCCUAUUUUGGACUAUUAUCGUGCCACGGAUCACGGAUGUUCUCUCAAGCGCAUCGGAGACGUCUUUGUGGAAGACACUUACGCUAUCGGAAUGAAGCGAGGAUUCCCGUUGAAAGAAUCAAUUUCCUCGUUGAUAUCAAAGUACUCGAGCAACGGAUAUUUGGAUAUUUUGACGGAAAAAUGGUAUGGAGGACUUCCGUGUUUCAAUAAAGGCGUGCAGAUCAUCCAACCAAGGCCGUUAGGAGUGGCUGCUGUUGCGGGAGUUUUUUGUCUCUUGGGUCUCGGAAUGGUUGUUGGAGUGUUAAUUUUGUUCUUUGAGCAUGGAUUUUACAAAUGGGCGUUGCCACAUUUGCGCUUGAAGCCCAAAGGAACGAUCUGGCGCAGCAGAAAUAUUAUGUUCUUCAGUCAAAAACUUUACCGUUUCAUCAAUUGUGUGGAGUUGGUAUCGCCUCAUCAUGCGGCACGGGAGCUUGUUAAUACCUUGAGACAGGGUCAAAUCACAAGUUUGUUCCAAAAAAGCAUUAAAAGGGAGGAUGAACAAAGGCGUCGUCGUCGCAGCAAAGCACAAUUUUUCGAGAUGAUCCAGGAAAUUCGACGUGUUCAACAAGAAGAACGUGAACAACCAUUACCGAUUCUCGAAGAAGUUGUCGAAUCAGUUGAUGCUCCAACGACAUCUGACGCAGCUCCGAUCGCAUCCGCGCCUGUAGUUCCCGCUCCAAAGGUUGCUAAACUAAGUCCUCGCCCAAAAAUGGUCUCCAAAUCCAAAUCUGACCUUCAAACACGUUCAGCAUCGUCGUCGCUCAAUCUCCGUCGUUCCAGCAACGAUAGUUUACUCGAAGAUCGUCUCGGCACAAUCGGCAGGAGGCUCAGUAGAGACAUCACGGACUCGCCUCCGGAUCUUAUUCAUCGUUUCGAGACCUUUGGCAAGGGAUCUGUGCCAGAUAACUCCAAAUUCGACACUUUUGCGGGAGUUUGUCGCGACUCGAGUAUUCCUGAGUUGAGUAAAUACGACACUUUCAGCGGUGUGAUCGACGACAGACCCGAAAUCCCCAUGAAAAAGGGUAAAAAAUACCAAAGUAAACGAACGCCCUUGAAUUUGGACAUUUACGAGCGAGAUCGUCACAUCAACGACACCCUUUCCAUGAGUGACAGUCUUUAUCCGCCUAUUUUCAAGCUAGAUCGCACCAAAGCAGUCUUGCGCGAACGCGUUCACAACGAGCUCAAAUCAAAAUAUCCCACGGAUCGAACGUACAUCGUCAAACGUCCUCAGCCAAUCACGAAGCAGCAACCGCAAUCGACUCUUAAACCAUCAAGAACGACUCCCUCGUCAUCCGGGGCACACAUGAAUGUCUCCACAAGCAGCGUCUCGAACAUCCAAGAUAAACCGUUGCCGCCAAUUCCGCCGCAUCAGGUUGAACAGCCGCCGCCCCCGCCCCCCAAAACGCCCAUUUACGCAACUUCGCUGAAAAAACAGAAAAAAUCCAAGGAAAAACAACGAGAAGUCCCCCAGGCAAGUAGCAGAAAAAGCUUGGAAAAUCUCGUUGGAGGCACGUCACGCAGUGGCAGCAGCUCAAAUACACGAACCCCGAAAGCAGCGCCACGCUCCUCGAAAAGUAGUUUAGACAUUCCGCCGAGAUUGCCGCCAAAAACGAGUCCGAAAUCGCGCACGAGCAACAUGUCGCUCGGAAAAUUAUCGAAGGAAGACUUGCUGAAACUCUCGCAAAGCAGCGAACUCGAAAUCCAUCAGUUUUUGCAUUCGGAUCAUCAUCAACACCAUCAUCAUCCGCCAUGA